ACCCGCCAUAUCGUCAUCAUGAAACCUAUAAGUACAAAGCCAUAAUCCAUACGUACAACAGGUUUCAUCAGGAUGAUGAUGAAGAUGGGGGGGCUGUGACGAAAAAACGGGGGCGAACACGUUCGAGCCUGCAUCGGAAAAACUGGACAAGUCGACGGGCCGCGCUAACGGGCGAAUUUUAAAAAGUGGACAAGCGGCCUCGCCCGCGAAUCAACGUCGACUUCCGGUUAGCCGGUGCUAUACUUUUCCGCACAGGGAGAGACGCCGCCGCCACCGCACACACAGACGCUCUCUAGUCUCUAGGCACGCAGAGUCUUGUGGAUCUUGGAAGCCGCCGCCAGGCCAGUAGUAGCGCACACGCCGCGCACCAAGUAUAGUAUACAUAUAUACAGACAAGUGAGAGCAAGAGAGAAAGAGCGACGACGAUUUCUCAUCCGGCGCGCCGCACAGCUUUAUGAAAUUGACAAAAGCAUAGCGCCAUAUUGCCUGCCCUGCUGUGUUUGGUUGCCGUUGUUGGCGCGUGCUCGUCGACUGAUUUCCUCAACUAGUUCGCAACAAUGGGUGAUAACCAGGAACAGAAGCCCGACUCUGGCCCCGGAGACGUGAAUUCCGAGUACAUCAAGCUCAAAGUCGUCGGAAAUGACAGCAACGAAAUCCACUUCAGGGUAAAAAUGACCACGCAGAUGGGCAAGCUGAAGAAGUCCUACAGCGAUCGUGUGGGUGUACCUAUGACAUCGCUCAGGUUUCUCUUCGAUGGCAAGAGGAUCAACGAUGAUGAAACACCAAAGCAGCUUGAAAUGGAAAAUGACGAUGUUAUUGAAGUAUAUCAAGAACAAACGGGUGGUAAUUCCUGGUGGUCACAGUAAGAAGGCGUUAAAGGGAGAAGCCAUGUAUUCUGGUUUUAUUAUUUUCUAAAAAGUGAAAGUGGCUGAUGUCAAGAUAAUAUGAAAAAGAAAACUUUUCAUUGAAGACAUUGUCUUUAGAAAUCUUAAUGUAAUUUGAUUUUCAUUUAAGUAAUUUGGACGUGGUGUUUUACAUUCCCAUUGUAUACAAAAGAAUCAUAACCACAGAUUUCAUAAACAUAUAUAUUCAUUCAUCAUUAAAAAAAAUAAUAGUGAAAAAUCAAGUUUCAUUUAGACAAUUUUAAACUUCUUUCCACCAAUGUACUUGAAAUUAUUUGCAAGAUCUUCUCUUGACAAUUAUACUUUGGUAAAACUAUAACAACAAGUGUAACAGUAGCUCUGAUGUGAAUUUAAACUGUUAAAAUUGCACUAUGUAGUUCACCAAUGUAUAGAUAUCAAUGGGAGACAAAUACUUAAAUUAAUUAAUACUGCGCAUUUGUAGAUUUAAGUUUAACGAAUUAUUCAAGAGAUUCGCUUUAAGUAAUUAAUCAUUCGUUAUGUUAUAAAAGAAGCAGCGAAUAUUUAAUAAUGUGAACUAGUUUCAAGUAAAAUGUUGCAUUCAGAUUAUAGACGCAAUAAAUAAAACUAAACUUACCUUUUUCAUAUUUCUGACAAUUUUUUUAUUAUAAUUAUAAAUUGGGCUAUAUUUUUUACGGAUAUGUUCAAUUUGGACAUAAAAGUAUGCGGUAAUUGACGUUUUGUGAUAAAUCUCUUCAUAAAGUGUAAAAAUGUUACAUUAGAAUUUUGUACAAUGUAACAAUAAUAUUGCGUUUUUGUCCAGACUGCGCAUACAAUCGCAUUUUUAUAGUCAUCAAAUCAAUGUUUAGUUCCAAAUCGAGUUUAAAAAUCAAUUCUUUACUAAAAAAAAGCUAUAUCGUGUAACUAGAAGCGUUUAUUAAAUUAUGAAAAAUGGACAAUGACUUGUUUGCUUUCAUUGUCGGUUACAGUAUAACAGUGUCAGUACCAAAGUUUUAACAAUCAUCUAAUUACGUUUAUAGCCAAACAUGAAAUUUUUUUAAAGAAAAGGAUUAUGUAUACGUCAGAUAGUUUAAGCUAACAGUGUAUUACUCUUUGAAAAUAGAAAAAAUAAAUGCUGGACAAACAAA
Nasonia vitripennis (jewel wasp) is the source of this 2008-nucleotide messenger RNA. RefSeq names its product small ubiquitin-related modifier. Gene Ontology annotation, molecular function: protein tag activity; ubiquitin-like protein ligase binding. The transcript has 5 exons. Bases 558 to 866 code for a protein of 102 amino acids. Gene Ontology annotation, biological process: protein sumoylation. Gene Ontology annotation, cellular component: PML body; nucleus. Lineage: Eukaryota; Metazoa; Arthropoda; Insecta; Hymenoptera; Pteromalidae. The record is from RefSeq and is a predicted model, not a curated record.